AUGGCGGAACAGAGUAAAGUGAAGGACCUCACGCUCAGCGCCUUUGGGCGCAAAGAGAUCGAGUUGGCGGAAGGCGAGAUGCCGGGUCUCAUGGCGUUGCGAGAGGAAUUUGGAGCCUCUCAGCCACUGAAGGGCGCGAAAAUCAGCGGGUCUCUCCACAUGACCGUUCAGACCGCAGUUUUGAUCGAAACGCUGAAGGCCCUCGGCGCCGAGCUCCGCUGGUGCUCCUGCAAUAUCUUCUCGACGCAAGACCACGCAGCCGCUGCAAUUGUCAAGAGCAACUCCGCCUCCGUUUUCGCCUGGAAGGGUGAGACCCUCGAGGAGUACUGGUGGUGCACUGUGAUGGCUCUUACGUGGCCCGACGCGGCGGGCCCCGAUUUGCUCGUGGACGACGGCGGCGACGCGACGCUGCUGAUCCACGAGGGGGUGAAGGCCGAGAAGGAGUUUGCGCGGUCCGGCGCGCUCCCAGAUCCCGCGUCCACCGACAACGCGGAGAUGAAAGUGGUGUUCAAGCUCUUGGCCGACGGCAUCCAGAAGGAGCCGCAAAAGUGGACGCGCCUGGCGGCGAACCUGAAGGGUGUAUCUGAGGAGACCACCACGGGGGUUCACCGCCUGCUGCUCAUGGCGAAGAAGAAGGAACUGCUCUUCCCUGCGAUCAACGUGAACGACUGCGUGACCAAGAGCAAGUUCGACAAUGUGUACGGCUGCAGGCACUCGCUGCCGGACGGAAUCAUGCGCGCGACUGACGUGAUGCUCGGUGGAAAGCGCGUGGUGAUUUGCGGCUUCGGAGACGUUGGUAAAGGCUGCGCGGCCGCGAUGAAGGGCGCUGGAGCGCGCGUCGUCGUGACGGAAGUCGACCCAAUCUGCGCGCUGCAGGCCGCGAUGGAGGGCUACAGCGUCGUCACGCUCGAGAGCCAGCUAGCCGUCGGCGACAUCUUCAUUUCCGCGACCGGAAACAAGGACAUCAUCACGGCGAAGCACAUGAGUCAGAUGAAGAACAACGCGAUCGUCGGCAACAUUGGUCACUUUGACAACGAAGUCGACAUGGCCGGCCUGACGAGCUGGCCGGGAAUCAAAAAGAUCAACAUAAAGCCGCAAGUCGACCGGUUCGUCUUCCCCGAAGACGAUCACGGCGUCAUCGUGCUCGCCGAGGGCCGCCUCCUGAACCUCGGCUGCGCGACGGGUCACCCCUCCUUCGUCAUGUCGUGCUCCUUCACGAACCAAACGCUCGCGCAGAUCGAUUUGUGGGACAACGUGGCCACGAAGAGGUACCAGAACGACGUCUACCUUCUCCCCAAGGAACUGGACGAAAAAGUCGCGCGCCUCCACCUCCGCUCUCUCGGCUGCGAACUCACCACGCUGUCCCAGGAACAAGCUGCGUACAUUGGAAUCAAACCGGAGGGCCCUUACAAAUCCGCCUCGUAUCGCUACUAA
Molecule: messenger RNA, 1434 nt
Organism: Neospora caninum
Lineage: Eukaryota; Apicomplexa; Conoidasida; Eucoccidiorida; Sarcocystidae
Exons: 2
Coding region: 1-1434 (477 amino acids)
Biological process (GO): L-methionine cycle
Cellular component (GO): cytosol
Molecular function (GO): adenosylhomocysteinase activity
Source: RefSeq, a predicted model, not a curated record